AGUAUCUGGAAAGUUCGCGCCAGAGAAAAGGUGCAGGGCGAUUAAAUCUGUUUAACUUUUUUUUAUAGACAUUUUAUAUAGAGUUCUUUUCUAAAGCGCUAGGAUUCUUAGUAUAUUUUUCUUCUCUGGGUAGAAAUGGAAAGUUUGAAACUUUUGAUGUUAGUGGUGGUGCUUUUUGCGCAAGUCUACUGCGCUGAAGAAACGUCGCCGAGUCACGAGCAAGAGAAUUGGCUGGCAGAUAACUGGCAGGAAGAACAACCGGAAAAUAACCUUGCACAACAAGUUGCAGAACUUAUUAAGAGGUCAAAAUAUCACCAGUUCUACGGACUUAUGGGGAGACGCUCAGGUGCUCCACAGACUGUGCCAAUGGGUUACAAAAGACAUAAAGGAGAGAUGUUUGUAGGUCUGAUGGGCAGGAGAUCGUCCAGUGGAGAAUUAUCAGACCAAUGGGACAGACCUCAAUAUUAUGCGAGAAGACGCAAAUAGAUUCUAAAUAUCAUUUAAACAAACCUCUCCUUGUCUGCCUCCUCUUCCUCCCUCUUUGUUCUUCAUAGCUAGUAGGCCAAUCUUUACAAAGCAUAAAUUAACACCAGUAGGCUUGAAAAACCUGUCUGAAACAUCAAACAAACCUUUACUGAAACAUAAACUCAGAAAGAAAUGCACACUGUAACUGAGCAUUUAAUCACUGGCUUCAUCAGCCACCCAAAAUCAGACAACUGCUUUAGGAAAUAUAGGGUGACCCAGCAGUAAGCUAUAGAUGAUGCAUUUAGCUUUGAAUGAUUGAUCUUUGGUUAAACCUUGCUAAUUUUCUUCCCUGAUAUAGGUGAAACAGGACAUUUAUUGAGAAUAGGAGUUGGAACAUAGUAAUACCUAUGAUGAAUUCAAGUAAUCCAGCCACAUGUCUAUCUAAACUAGAACAUCUAACUAAUCUAAUACCACCAUUCAGUUUUAAUCAGUACAUCGACAUUUUUAAGGAGUCUUUAUUUUAUGUGUUUUUUUUUUUAUUAUUUUUAUAAAGGUUAAAUCAGGAAAAAAAUUAACUUAGGCUAAUAAAACCUCUUAAAAGGUCUCACAAAUGACACAAUCAAUUAAUUAUUUAUUCAAAAUGGGUUUUUGACUCCAGGGCAGGGCGACUGUAACCAGGUCUGUACUGAAAUUCUGACAAGCUAUUGGGCAACCCCUUUGCUCUUCUUCAAAACAGUACCACAUGAUUUAAAAUGCACCAAAUCAGAAUCUUACACCUGCAUUCAUAAUAUAUUAUUUUUGCAGUAUUUUAUUGGUCAUUUCUAAAUGUAGAACCAACAUUGAGACACAUUAUAUGUAUCUAUGUUGUUUGCUUUCAAGUGAUUUUGCAUUUUAAAUAAAUUUAUUAAGCUAACUUGCCCUUUUUGCUUCCCUGCUAUGCCUUUAGAAUGUAAAAAAAAAUACAUAUCGGCUUUUAUUUUGAAUCCAGUUUGAAUGCAAGCAAAACCUUAGUAUUCUGAAUAAAUGUUUUUAGAAUCCUUUAAAUUUCAAAUUGGGAAUGGCGGCAUUUAGCACUAGCCAGGGCAGGGAGUUGUUUAAAAAAAAAAAAAAAAAAAAAGGACUUUGUUGUCCAUUGGUUUGUAAACAAUGGACUCAAUUUUCCCUUCAAUGCAAAAGAAAUACAGUGACUAAGAUGAGCUAGAAUAGCUUUGACUACCGCAUGUACUUCAAUGCCAUUAAAUGAGCAUAUGAUGAUAUUACACCACAUAUUUAAGUAAAGGUCAAGGGUGUUUCUGAAGGAUAACCUUUUUGAUCUCCCUAUAUAUAUAUAUAUAUAUAUAUAUAUAUAUAUAUAUAUAUAUAUAUAUAUAUAUAUAUAUAUAUAUAUAUAUAUAUAUAUAUAAAUAUAUAUAAAAUACACACACACUUGUGUCUUAAUGUAUUUCCUGUGUUUGUGCUACCCUUGUUGAGGAGAAUGGAUACCAACCAAACUUUUAUUUCUUUGUAACUACACAAAUAGUAGCGUCUUUACAAUUACUUUAUAAGAUAUACUUGAAAGUAGAUGUUGCUUUGAAUUAAACAAA
Messenger RNA from Polyodon spathula (Mississippi paddlefish), 2048 nucleotides. Its product is annotated as protachykinin-1. The record is from RefSeq and is a predicted model, not a curated record. The coding region runs from base 136 to 486 and encodes 116 amino acids. The transcript has 5 exons. NCBI's taxonomy places the organism in Eukaryota, Metazoa, Chordata, Actinopteri, Acipenseriformes, Polyodontidae.